Ilyonectria robusta is the source of this 996-nucleotide messenger RNA. RefSeq lists its product as uncharacterized. The transcript is spliced from 3 exons. The record is from RefSeq and is a predicted model, not a curated record. NCBI's taxonomy places the organism in Eukaryota, Fungi, Ascomycota, Sordariomycetes, Hypocreales, Nectriaceae. The coding region runs from base 1 to 996 and encodes 331 amino acids.
AUGACGACUGGAUCGAUGACUCUGAAGGAGUUGGUCUUCGACAACAGGGAAGAUAAACCACAGGAAGCCGCCUUUGCCCUACGAUUUCGAGACUGGAAGCUUGGACCGGAGCCCAAGCAGGAGCCCAAGAAGAAGUCCAAGAAGAAGAAGGAACCUGAGGAUCCUGUGGAUUUGGACAUGGAUCGAGUCAAAAGCUUCAUCGGAUGCGCAAUCAUGGAGGAGGUCGGCAUCAAGGACUCGUCAUACACCGACGAUGGUGGUGACGUCCGGGAAGUCGCCCAAUCCCCGGAUACCCGUCAUCAAACUAUGCCUACCAGCCAGGAGCUUAGAUCUUCUGACCUUUUCACCAACUACGGCGGAUUUCCUACUGUUAGGUGGUUAGGUGUUGGGUUGAAGAAGCUCCCUGAUUGCUACCGACUUAUCUCACACCCUGCCUCUCCUUUUGGCCUUGAUUUUCGACGAACUACGAUAUUCCAAUCUGAUACCAGCAUGAUCAAGUUCACCCUAUCCGACAGCCUUGCCGAGGUAUUCACCAAGAGGGCGAAAGGGUCGCCCGAGCCUGCACUCACGGCUAAGAAAACACCCUCCGUCGUCAAGUCCGCUAAAUCUGCCGAUGGGUCCUUCAAGGGUAUAUUGGUGUCGAAGCAUGAGACGAUGGCUAGCCUAGUGGAAGGGGUCAAAAGCAUCGAGACCUCCCCCAAGCCAUCACCCAAACCUUCGCCUAUGACACCGCCCAAGACUCUGAUCCAGAGCCCUAUCCAGAGCCAACCAGCUGAAAUUAAUGUUUCGAUGAAGGGCGCACCGGGAGGGUCUACCAGGAGCGAUGUGUCGCUAUCGGUAGCGUCAGAGACCUGCGCAACCUACAUUCCUGAGGGACUGGUCUCUAUUUCCCAGUGGGACAACAUUGUCGACGCUGCUUAUAGCGACGUCAUUCCCCCAUCUAUUGCAAAGAUCAGCCGGGAUGAGAGAUACCGCCGGCGUGAGGCCCGAAAGUAA